Molecule: messenger RNA, 283 nt
Organism: Antrostomus carolinensis (chuck-will's-widow)
Lineage: Eukaryota; Metazoa; Chordata; Aves; Caprimulgiformes; Caprimulgidae
Gene: CNPY2
Product: canopy FGF signaling regulator 2
Exons: 2
Cellular component (GO): endoplasmic reticulum
Source: RefSeq, a predicted model, not a curated record
GUGCCCUACGCCCGGUCGGAGGCGCAUCUGACGGAGCUGCUGGAGCGGGUGUGCGAGAAGAUGAAGGAAUAUGGGGAAAAAGUGGAUCCCUCCACGCACCGCAAGAGCUACGUCCGGGUCAUCUCCCACGACGGGACCAAGAUGGACCUUUCUGGGGUCAAAAUUGAUGGCGACGUGGCUUCUAGCCUGAAGUUUGCGUGUGAGAGCAUCGCUGAGGAGUACGAGGAUGAACUCAUCGAAUUCCUGUCCCACGAGGCUGACAACGUCAAGGAUCGGCUCUGCA